ACACUGGCAGGAUCAGACUGGCAGGAUGGGGCAGGUGGACCUGCUGUGGAUCACUGCUGCUCUUCUGUCUUCACCACUGCUCACACUGUGUGACCCACUCAACAUUCUGUCCGCCCCAAACAUGCUGAGGGUGGGCAGCUCAGAGAACGUGUUCGUGGAGACCCAGGAUUACGCUGAAGGAACGCUCAAUGUACGGGUUGCUGUAAAGAAUUAUCCACAGAAAACUGUCGAGCUGGAAUCUAAAUCGGUGGUCCUCGACGCUGGAAACAAUUACCAGGCACUUGUAGCCAUAAAGAUUCCUGAAAACAAAGACAUCUUCAGUGAUGACCCCUUAGAGAAGGAGUACGUGUACCUGCAGGCCCAUUUUCCCUCUGGUGUGCUGGAGAAGGUGGUCUUGGUCUCCUUCCAGUCAGGCUACAUAUUCAUCCAGACAGACAAGAGCAUCUACACACCCAGCAGUACAGUUAAAUACAGAGUCUUCGCAAUGACUCCUGAUCUGCAGCCGCUUGACUUCAGUGCAGUCUCUGUUGAAAUUAUAAAUCCUCAAGGAAUCAUAGUUGAAAAGGACACAUUCUUCUCUAAAAAAGGGACUCUGACUUGGAAGUAUGAUAUCCCUGAAAUUGUCAGCCCUGGUAUAUGGACUAUAGCAGCACGAUACAAGAGUACCCCUCAGAAGAACUUCACUGCUGAGUUUGAAGUGAAAGAAUAUGUGCUGCCAACAUAUGAGGUCACGUUAAAUCCGUCAAGGUCUUUCUUCUACAUUGAUGAUGAUCGCUUUCAAGUGGACAUCAUUGCCAAGUAUCUGUUCGGGAACAAAGUGGAAGGAAGUGCAUUUGUGGUGUUUGGUGUGAUGCAAGGUGACAGCAGGACCAGCCUGCCAGCCUCUUUAAGAAGAGUGGAGAUCAGGGAUGGAGAAGGACGUGCAACACUGACUAAAGAGAUGAUCCAGAAGACUUUUGUAGACAUCAAACAGCUGGUUGGAAGCUCCUUGUACAUAUCAGUCAGUGUUUUAACAAAUGUUGGUAGUGAAAUGGUGGAAGCUCAGAGGAGGGGCAUCCCGAUUGUGUCAUCACCUUAUACCAUCGACUUCAAAAGAACACCCAAAUUCUUCAAACCUGGAAUGCCCUUUGAUGUCACGGUUUAUGUGGCGAAUCCAGACCAGACACCUGCUGAAAACGUUGAUGUUAUAGUCAACCCUGGAGGUGGGCAGGGUCGAACCAAGGCCAACGGCAUAGCAAAGGUCACAGUCAACACCCAGACAGGAGCCAAGAGUCUACAAAUUAAUGUGACAACCAAUGACCCAGCCAUAUCAAACAACAGACAGGACGAAAAGCAAAUGACUGCUGAAGCCUACGCUACUAAAGGAGGCUCCAUCAAUUACCUUCACAUUGGCAUUGGCGCUGAAGAACUGAAAGUUGGUGAUAAUAUGAAAAUUAAUCUGAACUUUAUCAAGAGCUCUGGUGUCCAAAAUCAAGAUUUCACUUACCUGAUCCUUAGUAAAGGACAGAUUAUCCAAGCAAAGAGGUUUAAGAGGCAAGGGCAAACUCUGGUCACUCUGUCUCAUCUGGUCACCAAGGACAUGCUUCCUUCGUUCCGUGUGGUGGCGUAUUACCAUGUGGGAGAGUCUGAGGUGGUGGCUGACUCUGUCUGGGUUGAUGUAAAGGACACAUGUAUGGGAACGUUGCGACUGGAUGUAAAGGAUCCGAGGAGAUCAUAUGAUCCUGGGGAGAAAUUUAGUCUUAAAAUUACUGGAGAUCCUGGUGCCAAGGUUGGUCUUGUCGCUGUGGACAAGGGUGUCUUUGUCCUCAACAAGAACAGACUCACACAGGAGAAGAUCUGGGACAUCAUUGAGAAGCAUGACACUGGUUGUACAGCUGGCAGUGGUAAAGACAGUUUGGGGGUUUUCUAUGAUGCUGGUCUGCUGUUUGUGUCAGACAAAGCGGGAAGCACCAGCUCUAGAACAACAAUUGCCUGCCCUACUCCACCAAAGAGAAAACGGAGAGCUGAAGCUCUUCUCCAGAUCAUCCAAACACUGACUGGAAAAUACACUGGUUAUCUAAAGAAAUGUUGCACAGAUGGACUGAAGCCGAACAAGCUGGGCUACACGUGUGAACGGAGAGCUACAUUCAUCACUGAUGAUGCAGAAUGUGUGCAAGCCUUCCUGACCUGCUGCAAGGAGAGACAGACUCGAAAGCUGAUGAUCGUGGAGGAGGAAAUGGUGUUGGCUCGCAGUGAAGAAGACGAAAUAGAAGAAGAUGAUUUUGAUAUAAUUACAUCCCGUACACAGUUCCCCGAGACCUGGCUCUGGGAAGACAUGGUGUUGCCAAGCUGCCAAGCUGGCCAAUGUGCCUCAACAACCCUCAACAAGGACAAUCUCUUUCUGAAAGACUCCAUCACUACCUGGCAGAUCCUGGCCAUCAGCCUGUCUCAGACCCAUGGUAUCUGUGUGGCUGAUCCUUAUGAAAUGGUUGUUAAAAAGGAUUUCUUUCUGGACCUGAAGUUGCCCUACUCAGCAGUGCGCAAUGAGCAAUUAGAAAUCAAGGCCAUUCUGCACAACUUCUCUAAUAAUAAAUAUAAGGUGCGUGUGGAUUUCAUAGAGACGGAGCAUGUUUGCAGCGCAGCCAGCAAGAGGGGCAAGUACCGUACCACAGUUGAUGUUGACGCACAGUCCUCCAGAUCCAUCCCAUACACUAUUAUUCCCAUGGAGCUGGAAAACCACUGGAUUGAGGUGAAGGCUUCAGUGUAUGGGUCAACAAUCGGUGAUGGAAUAAAGAAGGCCCUGAAGGUGGUGUCUGAAGGUGUGUUAUCUACAGUUGAAGAGAAGAAUGUGGAGCUGAACCCCUCUAAAGUUGAUGGUGGAGUGCAGGUCUUUCAUCUGAGGAGUGAUAUACCAGAACGGCAGAUUCCAGGCAGUCACGCAAAUACAUACAUCACCUUAACUGGUCAGGAUUUAAGUCAGACAAUCGAGCAGGCCAUCAGUGGAAACUUCAUGGGUCGUCUGAUUGUGCAGCCUUCUGGCAGUGCAGAGCAUAAUAUGAUCUACAUGACAUUACCCGUCAUUGCCACACACUACCUGGACACCACUAAGCAGUGGGAGGAAGUGGGCUUCGACCGUCGUUCCGAAGCUGUCAAACACAUCCAGACAGGUUAUGAACAAGAGCUGACUUACCGUAAAGACGAUGGAUCCUAUGCUGCAUGGACAAACAAACCCAGCAGCACAUGGCUGACGGCGUACGUGGCCAAAGUCUUUGCCAUGGCCAGUGGCCUCAUUACCAUCGAGGAGAAUGUUCUCUGCAGUGCUAUUAAGUGGCUGGUUCUGAAGACACAGAUGCCAGAUGGUACAUUUAAAGAAAGCGCACCUGUGAUACAUACGGAGAUGGUCGGAGACGUGCAAGGAAAGGAUGCAGACGCAUCUCUGACAGCAUUUAUCUUGAUUGCAAUGCAAGAAGGAAGUGAACGUUGUGCCAAGGCAGUCCCUCGUCUUUCAGAGAGCAUUAAGAAGGCCACUGAGUAUCUGGCACGAAGACUUACUACUUUGAGAAAUCCUUAUGCUGUUGCUAUGACCUCCUAUGCCAUGGCCAAUGCUGGCAAAUUCAACAAAGAUCUCCUGAUGAAGUAUUCCUCUGGAGAUGGUGCUUUUUGGCCAGUCCCGAGAGGACACCACUUCACCGUGGAAGCCACAGCCUAUGCUCUGCUGGCUCUGGUAAAGGCAAAGGAAUUUGACGCAGCAGGGAAAGCAGUGAAGUGGCUCAAUACGCAGACCAGUCCUUAUGGAAGUACUGGCACCACACAGGCAACUAUCAUGGUCUUCCAAUCUGUGGCUGAGUACUACAAGCAAGUAAGAAGAUUUCACCGAGGGGACUUGGAUGUGGAGUUGUCUGUGAGUGGACGAAGCCAAAGGACAAAUUGGAAUAUAAGAAAGGAAACCUCAAGCCUCACACGUUCAGACAAGGUUAACCUUAAGCAGGAAUUUAAUGUCACUGCUAAAGGAAACGGUGUGGCAUCUCUCAAAGUAGUAACAUACUACUACGCUAGACCCACUGAGAAGGAAGGUGACUGCAAAGAUUUUAAUCUUACUGUUAAGAUGGAAAAGCAACGUGAUGUGUCAUAUCCAGGCGCUAAAGAAAGUUAUCUGCUCACCAUUGAAACCUCCUAUAACAGUGAAACCAGAGAUGCCACUAUGUCUAUAUUGGAUAUCGGCCUGCUGACAGGAUUUGUUGUGGAUGAAAAGGAUCUCAAAGAUCUAACCACAGGGACUGACAGGUAUAUUCAGAAGUUUGAGAUGGAUAAACAGCUUUCAGAACGAGGCUCCCUCAUCCUCUACCUGGAUAAGGUGUCUCACAGGAUGAUGGAUAGGAUUGCUUUCGGAAUGCACAAAAACAGUGAAGUGGCUAUGCUUCAACCUGCUGGCAUCACUGUGUAUGAGUACUCCUCUCCAGAUAAACGCUGUACGAAGUUCUACCACCCUAUGAAGAAAGAUGGAGCUCUACACAGACUGUGCAAUACAGAGGGUUUGUGCCGUUGUGCUGAAGAAAAUUGCAGCAUUCAAAAGAAACAGAAAAUUGAUGAUAAAGAUCGUCAGAAAAAGGCUUGUGAACCUGGCUUGGAUUACGUUUACAAAGUGAAAGUUGUGAAGACCGACCUGAGCCCAUACACAGACUACUACACCAUGAAGAUUGAACAGGUUCUAAAAGAAGGCACUGAUGCAGGAGUGGAAGGACAAGAGAGAAACUUUAUGGGUCACGCUAACUGCAGAGAAUCUUUUGGAAUAGAGAAAGACAAGACGUACCUCAUCAUGGGCCGAAGCGUUGACCUACCAAAGAUAGAUGGAAGGCUGCAGUACAUCCUGGGCGAGCAGACGUGGAUUGAAUACUGGCCCACAAAUGGAGAAGGUCAAACUCAAACCUACAGGGAGAAAUACUUGGGUAUCACCGGACUCGCUCAGCAUCUCUUGACCAUUGGAUGUACCACAUAAGCAUCAGGGAUACUUAUAUCAGUGUCAUUCAAUGUCAUUAUUUUCUGUUGAAUAUUUCACAAGCUCAGCUCUGCUUCUACUCUCACUGUGACUUCACAUUGACUUAAGAGAAACCUUUACUCCAAAAAGUAAAGCAUUCUGGUAUGUCAUACCUGAAGAUCAUCAAAUAAACUUUCCAAAAGCAA
Pygocentrus nattereri (red-bellied piranha) is the source of this 5160-nucleotide messenger RNA. RefSeq names its product complement C3-like. Bases 26 to 4975 code for a protein of 1649 amino acids. NCBI's taxonomy places the organism in Eukaryota, Metazoa, Chordata, Actinopteri, Characiformes, Serrasalmidae. The transcript is spliced from 41 exons. The record is from RefSeq and is a predicted model, not a curated record. Gene Ontology annotation, cellular component: extracellular region. Gene Ontology annotation, molecular function: protein binding; endopeptidase inhibitor activity.